This is a messenger RNA of Fusarium sp. VM40, 2457 nucleotides long. The record is from the annotation of a GenBank genome assembly. NCBI's taxonomy places the organism in Eukaryota, Fungi, Ascomycota, Sordariomycetes, Hypocreales, Nectriaceae.
AUGGAAGAAGAUCGCGGCCUCAUUCCUCGACCAAAGACCUCGCAAAGUCUUGCUGAUACCGAUAGCGAGAGCCUCUCCAGUCUCAACCGCAUCGUCAUGGGCUGCCGAGUCUGUCGCGCAAGAAAAGUAAAAUGCGAUGGCCGUCCCAACGGUUGUCGCAACUGUGAACGUCUCCAACUCGAGUGUGUUGAUGACGACGGAUCAAAGUCUGGCAGUCGGCGCGGAUCAGCUCCUGUCUCUCUGAGAAAGAUCCGGACCUACCGCUCAUGUACCGGCUGUCGCGUCUCAAAGACAAAAUGCGACGGCGACCGCCCGAGGUGUUCACGAUGCUGCGCCCGUAAUCUCGAGUGCCAGUAUGACGGAGGCUCGGCUCCUCGCUGGGCGCGUAACCUCAGCAAGGCACCGACAUCAGGCUCAACCGAGGAGGAUUUGGAGUCUUCCUUGGGUACUUCUUCAAUCGCUGGGGAUAGUUUGAGAUCCCCUAGUCUCAUCCAAUCCCGGGAAACUGAUGUCGCAGCAUCUCAACGGUCAAACACCAAAGAUACCAGUAUCCUUGACCUACCCAUAGACUUUUCUGACGAUACCGAGUUGUCAAUUCAUUCUUGGCUCGUAUCACCAGAUCUCCCAUCUGGAAACAACAUCCGUACUGCAGUUGACCACUACUUUGCAAACAUCCACCCCCUCCGAUGCUUUGCGUUUGUACAUAGACCGUCGUUCACUCGACAGUUAGAUAAGGGCUUCGAAUCCGAAGAUGAAAGAGCAUUGCUACAUAUCAUUUGCGCCCAGGGUGCCAAGUUCUACGCUCUAUCCAUCAAUGUGGAGGACCAAGAUGCCAAGGCGAGCUUGAUCCGAGCUGCGGGCAACGGCUGGGCACAAAAAGCUGAGCUGCUGGUACUUACCAACUUUGGCAAGAUCUCAGUCCAGAGACUAAUGACAUGCAUAUUGCUUUACGAUUUUCAUUUUAGACUAGGCGAAUACACUCAAGCUCUCAUGUUGAGUGGACUUGCCGUCCGCAUGGCUCACGCUUUACAACUCAACGUUGAAUUCUCACCAGACAUUCUCUGUGCCGAAGCCAACGAGUCUUCUCCACCAGCUGUGGAAAAGGAGAGCCGCCGGAGACUUAUGUGGGCUUGCUACAUCCUGGACGCCUGGACGGGUAGCGGUGUCGACCAACUGACACUCCUCCGCGAGGCCGAUAUCAAGAUCCAAUUGCCGUGCAAUGAGCGUAACUUCCGGCUUCGUAUUCCUUGUGUGACUGAAACACUUGGCGUAGGACACGUUCUUCAGUUUCUACCGCCGGCGAUUGUUCCACGGAGACCGGCUGCCAACAUGGGUAUCAUGGCUUACUACAUACGAAUCGUUACCCUUUGGAAGCGAGUAGUCAGAUAUGUCAAGCAUCUGAACACGAGCCCACCUCCAUGGCUUCCUGAGUCCGACUUUGCUGCUCUUGAUGCUGAUUUGCGGUCAUGGGGCCGACACCUCCCCGAGUUCAUCUCAUACUCCACUGAUACCAUCUACGCCCGUCUUGAAUCCGAUCAACUUGGCUCACUUGUCCUACUCCAUUGCACAUACCACCACAACCUCUUAGAUCUGUAUAGAAUAUCCAUGCCGGAUCUGUUCAAGCUGAUCAAACCUUUUUACUUCCCUCCGAACCAAGAGGAGUUUCUGCAGUCUUUGCAGGCCGAUUGCUUCUACCACGCGCAGCAGAUUGCUACCAUCUUGGCCGAAGCUGUUCAGCAUGGCGCACGGUACUUGGCUGACAGUCUAUUACCAUGCUUUGCUUAUGAUAGCAGUCGGGUGAUGCUGUACUACAUUGCAAGGCUGCUUGAUCUUAGUAGACCUGACGCUGAGACCAUUGUUGUGGAUGCCAUCAAUGCCGUGGAGAGCAACAGCAAAAUCCUACGAACCAUGGCUGCCCUAUUUCCGCUUGCUGAUUCUCUGGCAACUACCACAGAAAGAUGGUUAGCCAAGAUCCGCAAGACAUUUGCCCAGGAUGAGCAUAUGAGUGACCGGCCCUUACAUGGCGAUGAGGAGAGAUCACCACUCUCUGGAAGUCCGAUUACCAGCAGCCCCGAUGAGGCUCUAGGAGCACUCGGUUUAGCACGGCUCGCCCAAGGCGAAAACAGUGAAAUCAAGCACAUAGACCACGAUGCUUGGAAUAAGGUUGGAAGUGGCUCCUCGAGCGCGAGCAAAGUCGGAGCCGGAUCUACAUCAGGGGCCCGGCCAAACAGCCAACCUGAAGAGACACCGGCGCGAUCCAAACUACAGCACGAGCAACCAGUAUCUCAGCGAACACCUCCCGGAGCUACCACUUCUUACAUGAACCAUAAGGCAGUAGAUCUGAGCGAUCUACAGAACUAUUUGACCUGGGACAUGUACGGCAUUAUGGAGAUGAGCGACAACGGUCUGAAGGCUGGUAUAGAAGGCAACGGGGUGCCCUCCUGGAGCGCGAUGUGA